Molecule: messenger RNA, 1506 nt
Organism: Eutrema salsugineum
Lineage: Eukaryota; Viridiplantae; Streptophyta; Magnoliopsida; Brassicales; Brassicaceae
Product: ATP-dependent DNA helicase PIF1-like
Exons: 3
Coding region: 1-1506 (501 amino acids)
Biological process (GO): telomere maintenance; DNA repair
Molecular function (GO): DNA helicase activity
Source: RefSeq, a predicted model, not a curated record
AUGAGCGAAGCACAGAGGAAGAAUCUUGGAUUAUUGGAAAUAGAGAAGUACUUGCGCAAAAAUGAAAAUUCGCUGGCUAAUUUUAAGAAGUCAAUGCCACAACCAGACGAUAUUGAAGAGUACACAGAUACAAAUCACCUAAUACUUGAUGAGUUGAAUUAUGACUGUGAUAAGCUGGCCAAAGAGCAUGAGAGGUUGCUAUCAACAAUAACAGAUGAACAGAAACAAAUUUACGAUUUCGUAAUGGAUGCUGUGAAUGCUAAUGCAGGUGGUAUGUUUUUUGUUUAUGGUUAUGGGGGCACAAGUAAGACGUUUUUGUGGAAUGUCUUAGGGGCAGCAAUUCGAUCUAGAGGUCAGAUAGUUCUAAAUGUAGCAUCGAGUGGAAUAGCUGCAUUGCUAUUACAAGGGGGUCGAACUGCUCAUUCUAGGUUUGGGAUACCAAUGGCGGUGAACGAAUCUACAUUCUGUUCGAUAAGUGCAGGAUCACAUCAGGCAGAAUUACUUGAACGAGCUAGCCUUAUAAUAUGGGACGAAGCUCCAAUGAUGAGUAGACAUUGUUUCGAAACGCUGGACCGAACAAUGCGAGAUAUACUUAGGUGUGAUAAAAUUUUUGGUGGUAAAGUCGUUGUUCUAGGUGGGGAUUUCAGACAAAUUUUACCUGUCAUACCAGGUGGAGGUAAGAUAGAAACAGUGAUGGCAAGUCUGAAUUCAUCUCCUUUAUGGUUAGAAUGCAAGGUGAUGGAACUAACAACAAACAUGAGGCCUCUUCGUGUGUCGGGAGGUAUUGAGAACCAAGAGAUGGUAGAUUUUGCUAAAUGGAUAUUAGAUAUCGGUAAUGGGAAGAUAAAUGAGCCAAAUACAGGAGAAGUUGAAAUUGAUAUUCCAUCAGAUUUAUUGAUUAUCCGUGAAGGAAAUCCACUAGAAAAAAUUGUCUCUGAAAUUUAUGGCACAUCGUAUAAAACCACAAGAGAUGCAAAAAAUUUUCAAGAGAGAGCUAUAUUGAGUCCCCGGAACCAAGACGUUGAUGUAAUAAAUGAGUUUAUGUUGUCGAAGCUCACAGGUGAUGCACAAGAGUAUUUAAGCUCAGACAGUAUUGAUACUUCAGACACAAGUAAGAAUGAUGAUAUGGUUUAUACUCAGGAAUAUCUUAACAGUAUUAGAGUAUCUGAGUUGCCAAAUCAUUUUCUGAAGUUGAAGAUUGGUGCUCCUAUCAUGCUACUUAGAAAUAUUCAUCCUAGAGGCGGUUUGUGCAAUGGAACGAGGUUAUUGGUGACCAGAUUGGCUAAACAUGUGAUUGAGGCUAGCCAUUUAAGUGGUGAUAGAAUUGGCAAAACAGUUUUGAUUCCUAGGAUGUUUGUUUUCCCACCAGAAGCAAGGUUCCCUUUCAGAAUGCGUCGUAAGCAAUUUCCCAUUGCAAUCGCAUUUGCUAUGACGAUAAAUAAAAGUCAAGGUCAAACUUUGCAAAAGGGUAACAUCGAGAAAAGGACUACGUAUUUUGAUAACUGA